UGUCACGCGGAGGACGAAGCCCAGCACUGAUGGGACAGACACUCUGCAAGUGGUUUCCGUCAAUGCGCACGGUGUGCGCGGGGACACAGGAGGCCGCCGGCUCGAGGGAGCCAGCAUGCGUGCUCUGUGGCCGAGUGGAUGAGGACUCGAGCAUCCUUGGCCACAAAGAAGAGUACAAUGGAUUCUAUUUCCAUAAGUUUUGUGUGGUGAGUUCCCAUGUGGCUCCUGACACCUUCCUCCAACCAGUGAUUCCCUCCUUUCUGCCCUAACAAGAGCCUGCUCUUUCCUCUUCUACAGAUAUUUGUCAAUGGUCUUUGUGAAUAUGUCGAAGGCAGCAGUGAGCUAUUUUUUUGGAUAGAAGACCUGAUACUCACAAUCAGGCAGGCAGAGCGGACAGUGAGUAUCGGACCAGAACAGGGAGCUUGGUGCCAGGAGAGGCAUGGCGAGCAUAGCCUGGUCUCAUAUGAAAGCAAUCCCAGCCCUUGCAACCAGCUCCAAGAGAAAUUCCUGCUCUUGCAGACGAGCCCCGUUCACCAGGCAGCUCUGCAGAGUGCCACCCAGCCCUGCCCCCAUCCUGUGCCCUGCACAGAGGUGCGGGGCCCGCUGCGUAGGCCCUUAACCUGCUGCUGAUGGGAAAUGCUCUGCUCUUUCCAGCUCUGCUUCGUUUGUGGCAAUUUGGGGGCCAGCAUCACCUGCGCAGAGCCGGGCUGUGGCCGCAGCUUCCAUCUCCCCUGCGCUUCGAAGGGUGAAUGUGUCACCCAGCACUUUGGAAAGUUCAGGUCCUUCUGCAGGGAGCACCGCCCGCAGCAGGCAGUGGAGGCAGCGCCGGAGCAGGACACAACCUGCAUCGUCUGUAUGGAGCCCGUGGGGGACAGCAUGUCCUACAGCACCAUGGUGUGCCCAGCCUGCCGACACGCCUGGUUCCACCGGGCCUGCAUCCAGGAACAGGCCCUGCGUGCAGGCUUUUAUUGCUUCCAGUGCCCCCUCUGCAGAGACCGAGACUGGUUUAUUACAGACAUGCACAUUAUGGGGAUCCGAAUCCCGAUCAGAGAACCAACGUGGGAGGACAACGAUGCCUACGCAUCUCUACUGGAGAGGCACGGGAGCUGCGAUGCCAGCCAUUGCCUUUACCCACACGGCAGGGAGCAGGCAGAGGGAGAGGGGCCCUGGCAGCUGCUCCUCUGCAGCUCCUGUGCUGCACAAGGCACUCACCGGCGCUGUUCCAACUUGAGUCACAGCGCAGCCAGCUGGGAGUGCAACGCCUGUGCUGGAGAGGACACCGCCUCCAGCACCAACUCUGAUCUUGCUGGCGACAGCACCAUCAGCCAGCAGGGGCUGGGGCCGUCCCGAGGCUCUGAGACACCAGAGAGCAGCAGCUCCAGCACCACCAGCCACGCACCAUCGGGGCCAGCUGACUGUUCCCCCGUGCCUGAGAGCAGCGUACUCGAGGGGAGCGUUACAGGUAGAGGGAGAGUGACCUUUUACACUGUCUGA
Molecule: messenger RNA, 1494 nt
Organism: Meleagris gallopavo (turkey)
Lineage: Eukaryota; Metazoa; Chordata; Aves; Galliformes; Phasianidae
Source: RefSeq, a predicted model, not a curated record